CUGUUAGAUGUGAGGAGGGACUAUUUAGUAGACUCCGGCCCCUUGCGCUUAGACAUCAUACAAAAUCGCUGCUUGCACGAAUUACACAUGUGGCUGCAGCACCUUUCAGAGCAACAUACAACUUCCCCAUCUAUAAGCCCGGCGUGAUAUAGAAGUCUUGCUUUGGUCAAGACUGCACGACGAAAAUGCCGUUCCAUAAUGGUUGGCUUCCUCGCGAGGGCUUCACGGCCGAUCCGGUCCUAAGCCUUAUCGGCAAGACCGCCUUCAACCCUGCGCUCCUGCUGCCCCUUCUGCUGGCUGCGCAGUUCACCAAGAAGGGCGAGGAUCUGUCGAUUCUACAUCCCCUGGCGUUUUCUAGGGUCAAGACGUUCUUUUAUCUCGGGCUGGCGAAGUGGCUGAGCGCGUACUACUCUGAGGGUGUCGUCAACAACUGGACCAGUGAUCCGUAUGAUUGGCCGAGUGAGGUCGUGGUCGUCACUGGUGGUGCCGGCGGCAUUGGAGGACAUGUGGUGAAGCUCUUGGCAGAGCGUGGCGUCAAGGUCGUGGUUCUGGAUAUCCAGCCAUUGACAUAUGAGGCUGGCCCGAACGUCCACUACUACAAGUGCGAUCUGACCAGCACAUCGGACAUCAAGGCAGUCGCCGCCAAGGUGCGAUCCGAGGUGGGCGACCCCACGAUCCUCGUAAACAACGCCGGCAUCGCGCGCGGCAAAACCAUCCUCGAGACCUCGGAGAAAGACCUGAAGUUCACCUUCGACGUCAACACCUUCGCGCACUUCUACACGGUCAAGGAGUUCCUCCCGGCCAUGGUCAGGCGCAACCACGGCAUGAUCGUCACGGUCGCCUCUUACGCCGCCUGGCUGACCGUCCCCAACAUGGUCGACUACGGGGCGUCCAAGGCCGCUGCGGCGUCCUUCCACGAGGGCCUCACGGCCGAGCUGAAGACGAGGUACAACGCGCCCAAGGUGCGCACUGUCGUGGUGAACCAGGGGUAUACCAAGACCGCGCUGUUCACCGGCUACCACAAUGACAGCCCAUUUUUGGUGCCCACGCUCGAGCCCGAGAGUGUUGCCGAGUCCAUCGUCAGGCAGAUACUGACCGGGAAGAGCGGAGAGGUCGUCACCCCCAAGUUUGGAACGACCCUGAAGGCGCUCAGGGCAAUGCCGCAUUGGUACAGUUAUGGCCUCCGGGCCAAGGCACAGAAUAUCAUGACCAACUUCAGCGGUAGGCAGGUCGUCAAGGACUUGGAUAAGCAUUACGAGGCUAGGGAGCCGCAGAAGAGCGAGGUUGAGGACAGCACAGUGCUCGUGCCAGAAGCCAACUAAGGGCAAGGUCGAGUGAACGGGCGUGACAAGGCUUCAUUGAGGGAAAUAACAAGGGAAAUCGUUUGGAUAUGAUGAUGUGGUGACAAUGUGACCCACGUGCAGUGGGUGGAGGGUGAAAUUAAUCAACAUUCCAAGCUUGAAGGCUCCCAUAAUCUACGUGGCACGGCUAGACGCAUUAUCCUAAUGGUAGUCGCAAAAGACACAGAUAAUAUGCAAUAAGUGUACCUGCUUCCAACCAGUCCCCAGCGUGGGAUCACUGAAAGUCCUGGGGCCUGGGGUCCCUUUCAUCGUGGCUCAGUGGUAGUUCGGGGUGCUUCAGCACCCAUUAGACGGCUCCUGGCAGGGUUUCAAUUCCCAAAGGUGCCCGGUUCAACUGGG
Molecule: messenger RNA, 1700 nt
Organism: Truncatella angustata
Lineage: Eukaryota; Fungi; Ascomycota; Sordariomycetes; Amphisphaeriales; Sporocadaceae
Product: estradiol 17-beta-dehydrogenase
Exons: 2
Coding region: 186-1322 (378 amino acids)
Molecular function (GO): oxidoreductase activity, acting on the CH-OH group of donors, NAD or NADP as acceptor
Source: RefSeq, a predicted model, not a curated record